GUCUGCAAAUUAUUUGAAAUAGAUCCCAAGGAGAGGGCCUACAAAACAUUGCUCUCGGCGCGGAAUUUGACAGAGGUCGUCCGGGAGCCCCAGGAAUAUGUUAUCAACAUCCUUCCUAGGAAAUUGGCAAAGGAUGAGAUAGUGCCUGGGGAGCAUUAUACAGUGAAAGAGCUCCCCCUCUAUCAGGAAGCUAAAGAAGCUGACGCUGAAAGGCGGCGAAAGCUCCUGGAGGAUAGAGAUCAGAAAAAGACUGAAGGCACUAUCCGGAAGGCUCCCGGACAGAAGCGGGGUCCGGACUCCCCUCCGAAGAAAACUUCAGGAAAAAGGGGGAAGCUGGUGAAGAAGCAUGGGAAGGAUGCGAAGGAACCCACUCCUCCCAAGGAGUUUCCUCCUCCACAAACUACCUAUGAGGGGGAAGUAAUGAUAGAGGAGCCAGUAAAUGCUGCUCCGCACUCUAUCUCAAGCGGCCCCGGGCGCAUGUCGGGGUUGAAUCACUCAGGUCCCUCCUUAGUCGCGGCUGCGCGUCUAGCCAACGUGGCUGAGGAAGCUGCAUCUAUCAACCAUCCGGGCAACCUCAAUCCGGAUGCAGCUGAAACGGCCCCGUUGGAGGAAGCGGGGGCAGAAAGCCAAAGUCAGCCUUCCGACGACCCGGAUCGCCUGGCUAUAGUCCUGGUGAAAGGGCCUCCCCUCAAGAAGCCGCGUUUGACGCGCGAUCUACAGUCCGGACUCUUUGAGCGGCUUCAAGAGCGGCAGCAAGAGAUUGAAAUUAGCUGCGCUUCUGCCCAUGACGCUCAUCCGGAUGGAGGCGAGGUGGAGAUGGCUACUGAGACCUCAGCCGUUCCGGCAAUAAUUCCGGCUGAGGAUGCAUCCGGACCUAUGUGCCCGGACGAAAAUAUGGGGGCUCCGAUUCCGGGACACGAGCUACCCUCUCCUUCCUCAUCCGAGGAGGAAUCUGCUGAUGAUGCCGUUCCCGCUAGCCCUUUUAGCUACGCGGAGUUGGAAGCUAAGUUAAAGCAGAUUACUCUUGACUGGAAAGCCAUCAAGCCCUCUGCUAAGAUGUUUGAUAUGAUAGAAACGCUGGUGAGGGGCCUCCGCAGCAUGUCUCAACAACACGCUCUUUUUACUCAGCUGCUGCAGACCGCAGACUAUAUGAGGACCUUCUCCUCUCGGCACCAAGAGAUUGAAAAUCAACUGCGUCUGAGAAUGGAGGAGGCUGAGGCCAGUCUAUCCACCAUGCGAGAGGAAAAUGAAGCCCUCCGGGUGGAGUUGGCUGAGGCAAAGGGUCAAGAAGAAUCAACUGCGGGCCGCCUUCAUGAGGCGGAGGGUGAGGCAGCCCGGCUAAGGGAUGAAUUGAGUCGACUCCGGACAGAAGUUUUGAAUGAAAAGAAACAGAAGGAAGACUUGCAGCUGCGUCUGGAUGUGCAAAAAGAGGAACUUGAACGGGAGUUUGCUGUGGAAAGGGAGGAACUUGCAGCGGAUUACCAGAGACAAGUGGAUGAUACAUUUAUCUUUGGGUAUCGCUGCUGCAUGAAGAAGAACGGUAUAAAGCGAGAUACCCCUUCAAUUCCUCCAAGUGAAGAAAAGAAGCUCCAUGAGAAACCUGCUCCCUGAUAGUUUAUCUCUUCUUGCAAUUUUUCUGCUGUAAUUUUUCCUUCUGUAUAUUUUUGUGGUCCGGAUGUCUCUUUGUAAUUUACAUUUACUCAUAUCAAUAAAACUUACUUCUUUCUCA
Molecule: messenger RNA, 1729 nt
Organism: Vitis vinifera (wine grape)
Lineage: Eukaryota; Viridiplantae; Streptophyta; Magnoliopsida; Vitales; Vitaceae
Exons: 2
Coding region: 421-1611 (396 amino acids)
Source: RefSeq, a predicted model, not a curated record